Schistosoma haematobium is the source of this 6133-nucleotide messenger RNA. Its product is annotated as GDP-fucose protein O-fucosyltransferase 1. The record is from RefSeq and is a predicted model, not a curated record. Gene Ontology annotation, biological process: protein O-linked glycosylation via fucose; Notch signaling pathway. Gene Ontology annotation, molecular function: peptide-O-fucosyltransferase activity. Bases 287 to 1462 code for a protein of 391 amino acids. NCBI's taxonomy places the organism in Eukaryota, Metazoa, Platyhelminthes, Trematoda, Strigeidida, Schistosomatidae. The transcript is spliced from 8 exons.
GUUAUUUUGAAUAGUGCGUUACUGUUACCUUUCCCCGUUUUAUUUAUUCAUUUUGUGGUGGACAGAAAAUUUAUCGAUUCGAAACUUGUAAUAAAGUUAUUACAUAUAAGCGGUAAUGUUAUAGUGUAUCAGUUAUAAGUUAUAAACACAAAUAAAAAUUUAAGAACACUAUUUAAAUCAGCAAAAUUGGGUGUGUUCGAGUUGUGGCGCAUAUAUAUUGGCGCUCUCUUGUACCAAUAUUCAUGUGUUCAAAUAAAUAAUAAAUAAAACUAUCGAUGGAAGGAGAAUGAGAAUCGACGACAUAAAAUUUAUUCUUUGUUGGACCAUGAUUGUUCGUCAAUAUGUGAUACAAUGUAAUGUUGCUUAUAUAACCUACUGUCCAUGCAUGGGUCGGCUUGGAAACCAGAUAGAACAGUUCCUAGGUAUGAUUGCAUUUGCAAUUAAACUAAACCGUACUCUUGUUUUGCCUCCAUGGAACAUUAUGUCAUCUUUGCAGGCUAAUUUUGUGCCUUUUGGAAACUUAUUUAACAUCACUGCACUUCUACCAGUUCAUCAGUUUGUUUCACUGGAGAGUUUUAUGUUGAAUGAAGCUCCUGUCAUCUGGCCAGCAGCUAAACGUACAGCGUUAUGCUUUCGACCUAGAUCGGGUCCUUUAUUUAAUGAUUGUAAUGCUAAAAACGGGAAUCCUUUCAAAGAAUUUUGGGAUAAAUUUAAUGUCAGUUUCACAGGUUCUAGUUUCUAUUUUCCUCUAAGUACAGAUGAUCCUAAAGAGAAGUGGGAUCAGUUAUUUCCUUCAGAAACUUACCCAGUUCUUGCAUUCAUUGGACCGCCUUCGUCUUUCCCUGUUCGUCCUGAAAACCGUGUAUUCCAUCGUUAUUUAGAAUGGAUUAGUCAUAUUAAUCUAGUCACCGAGAAUUUUAUAAAUCGAUGGUUAAAUAAACCUGUAGUUGGAGUUCAUUUACGUAAUGGGGAGGAUUUUUCAAAUGCUUGCUCACAUUUAAAAAGUGGUUUACGUAUCUUGUUCUCAAGCGCUCAGUGCCAUGGUGAUUUUAAUGAACUUCCUCCUUACAAAGUAACAGAAGAUAUGUGCAUCCCCUCAAAAGAAUCAGUUCUUCAUACAAUUUCGUACGGUGUUCGUUUAAUUAAAGCAAAAACUAUAUAUGUAUCUACUGAUAAUGAUCCUAUGUUGUCAUUAAUUCGCCGUCACUUUAGUGAUACAACUGUAAAACGUGUUGUGUGGGAACCUAAUCGAAAACCUGAAGAAGAUUUGGCAUUGUUAGGUAGAAUCGAUUUAGCUAUCCUCAAUUGUGUGUCAACUUACUCUGCUGCGGUGAAACGUGAACGGGAUGCAAAGAAUUUACCCAGUAUGUUUUUCGGAUUAACUAUUGAAAAUCAAAGAGGAUUGGAAGUAUUGUGCAAUUCGACAAAUAAAGCUGUCAACUACUGGUGGUCGAAACUGUAACAAAAAUAAGUUAUUAGUGUAUCAUAAAUAUGUUAGUGUUUUCUACAUUUCUUAGAUUGUAUUCGCUUGUUAACUUUUUUAUCAUUAUAAAACUUGCAUUUGUUAUAGUACUCGGUGUAAUUUCUAGGAUGCCUCGUUAAUACGUGACAAGGUAAGAUUCAUAGCUCUUCACUCAUGGUAAUAAAUAAAACAUACAUUUCUGUUUUUGGCAUAAAAUCAUUACAAUAUUUUGACCGAUUGUUGUUAAGAAAUUCAUAAAGCAUAUAGAUCAUCAAUGUAGGCGAUCUAUGUGGAUGGUCUCGGUCUACUCAUGUUGAUUGACCUGGCCUUCAUCAAGAUCACAUCCCGCGGUUAAUAAUGGACGUGAAUUAUCAUUUCAAGAUACCGUAUUGUACUGGCAUGACAUUAUUAAAGUGUAUUAGUAAUAAUAGGUUGGGGAAAUAGUGCAACCACUGCUGCAUAGGUCAAUCCAUGGCGUGUUACGAUUAAUACGCGUUGUUUGACCUUAGGAUAGCUCACUAAACUGUUCGGCAUUCAGUGGCUUACCUGCUGGAUGGUUUGAUCAGAGCUCAACUCACAGAUCAUAGGUAGACGGUAAACACAUUAACGGGGCAGAUAGCACCCACGACUUCAAUGGACACCUUGUCAAGUCUUAAGACUUAGAUCCAGAAGCAGUGCUAGACGGUGCACAAAGCCAAUUUAUUUUAAUAUUUUGGCCGACAAUAAUUGACGGCUUCGGUUGUCGGCUACAGCCGUCAAGACAUUCGUCUCGUGUUCGUUACAGACAGAAAAGCAGGGGCGCACUCCGAUGGACAUAUUCAAGCUCCAUCUACCACACUGGACAAACAAAGACUAGACCCCAAUGUUACACUAAGUCACCAGUUUCUCUCAGAUGAACCUGUGUCAGUCGACAGAUGAUAAUAAACUUCAAGAGUAGCACGGUACUUCUCAUAGAUGAUGUCUUACUAAUAAUUGACACUGAUUUCUAACAGUUCAGCAAUCUAGAGGACAUCUCCAGGAACCGCAUUCUGGUAUGCACUAAUCACAACGUCGACUUUGAGAGGACUAUAUCCAUGAAAACCUCUAUUCACCUGUAAACCAUAACACCACACUGGUAAGUUUGUCGACCUAUUGAAGCAGCUUAUUAGUCUGUCACAACCAACUUUUCAACUAGAAAAUCUGGGACACGUUUGUACACCAUUUUGGAAUUGAAAGACGUCUGUCUUCAAUUUCUUCUGACCUCUCAAUCCUAAAGAAUUUGACAAUAUGUUGAAAUAGGGUAUUACACUACCCUCCAAUAGCCCUCCUACCCCACCACUGCAUAUAUUCCGGGAAAACAACGACGUUCGACAUUGUGCUCAAUUUAAAGUCCUUAAUAGUUCGGUUACUCCAGACAAUUACUAUUUACUUCAUUUGCAAGGCUUUACCAAUACUUCGCAAAAAGUAAUCAUCUCAUAAGCCGAUCUCAUAAGAGUAUAUUGCCGAUUUAACCUAAUAAUAUCUCAAGGGCCAAAAGGAAGAUAGAUAAACUGGGUUUUUUAGCCUGAUAAAUGUGCCACAAACAUCUUAGCACCCUAUCGACCAAUCCCUUAGAGAUUUACAUGGUACGGACUAGUAUAAAUGAAGGUAGUGGUGAUGGUCGUCUCGUGAAUGCUGAUGGAGGGUCGUGUUUUUAUGUUGAGAAUGGAUCUGUUCCAAUUUGGUUACAUUAAUACUACACUGCCAUUGUGGUUACACAAAAUCGUAUGACGUUUUGCUAUUGUGUAGUUUUAACGUUCACUAAGAGUCGAGGAAGUGUAGCAGCCUUCAGAACAUGCAUUUUUGUAAGAUACAUUUUAGCUUUCAGACGUUAUGCUGAACACUGAAAUAAAUACUGUUAUGAAGUCAGACUUUGGUUGGGAUACUUCGACUUACAACUGAUUGAUCACUGGGUAGUGACCAAUGUCAUGUGUGUCGGGUCCUUCUUAGUGCAGAUUGGAUUAUAUCAAUCACGUUGCAAUCUGGUCAAUAGUCGACGUCGCCUGUACUAUGUCGAGAUGUAGGAGGUAGACGACAGGAAGCCCCGGACUUGGGUUUCAAGCUACUUAGCUUUCGUCAGCAAGGGUUACCUGUAAUCUCGUGAGAACCGGUGCCCUCGGACGAAUUAGAUCUCUAAAGUUUGUGCGAUUUUCAAUUUCGUGUCGAACGUAUAUUCUGUUUAAGCUAAGUCAGCCAAUCUAUUUUAACUGUCUUUCAUAACUGAGCUAACACCAGGGCACAUCCAGUUUGUUUUGCAUUAUCAAAGGAUAAUAAUAUCCAGACAUUUAUUUGUUCAGUUUAACUCCCCAGAAUCACCGAGAAACGGAUCUGGAAAUUAAUUAUCAAACUUGAAGUUUUUGUCUGCGAUAGUUCCGUUUUGAUAUUUCCAGGUCCUGGUGUUUAACCUUAUCACAAUCCCUCCUUUCUUAUCUUACGGUGUAUUUCGUGGCAUUUAGAUUCACUGGCCUUCUUGUAUGGCAGGAAAAGAUGCAGGAUAAAACGUCGUUGAGCGUCUGCACUUUAUCACGUCUGGGUUGUGUAACCACACAACACCAGCUAACUGUUUAUCUAGAUCAACUCAAGCAUUCUUUUACAACAAAAUAUGAACUCAGUGAUUGACUAAGAUAUCGUAGGACCUGAAUUUGUUAGACGUCGUUCCGGUAAGCACUUUAUUUCACACUGCUAUAAAGCUUGACCAUCAGUUUUAGUUCACGAUGAUUUAUUCUGAGUUUCAGCCUUCUUCAAAGGCUAUGGUGAGUGCCCAUCAUUCCGUCCAUCUAGUAGAAGUCAAACUAAUUUUUCCCGUGAUAUUAAAUGAAGACCUGGUUUUAAUAAACAGAUCUAUCCCGAAAAUAUUUGUAGAUAUAGGCAUGUUCCACUAAAAGUGGUCAGUUUUUUCGCACAAGAGAAAAGCAACUUACUGAAUUGUGUCAUUAGCAAUAAUAGUAGAUGGUGGUGGACAUAUCUUCUGGCUCAUGAAUGCAAUAGGGAUAAUUUAUUGUCAGUGAUAAUGACUCACAGGCUAGCGUUCCCCGAGAAAUAUUCAGUACACACCUACAAGACUAAGUACUCAACUUUCAAAUGAUUUAGUUUUAACUAGCUUUUGCUUCAAAAAAACCCUACUGAGGCUUCAGACCUAUUUAAUGGAUUGCUCAGAUUUAAAACGCAGUAUGGAUGGUACCAACUAGUCCAUCUCACGAUUCCGUUAUCAGCUACUUACCAGUUAGUUGACUCAUGGACACUAUUUGUGUCAAUAAUUAGUUUGAAUUCUACCUGCUAAUUCAUAUAUUUUAUUCUCUUCCUUUGCAAACAGCCGAGUUUUGUCAACCAGUGUUCCUGAUGUUUAUUCUCACGCUCGUUUUUUCUUUUUAUCUCUUUUAGCACCACGAUUGUAAAGCUCAAUUGUCCAGGUUUGGGAAUUGUGGGUUCGUCAACGUCGCAGUUUGUACGAGGUGCCAUUUCUAAACAGAAUGUAACAGUAGUAGACUCAUAGUACAGUACUAAAACAAACCCACUUGUUAACUUAUUGGUAUAUCUACAUGAAUGUUCUAUCACAUAUUUUGGCUGACUGUAUUUAUUUAGUAACUGAAACAGUAGUAUAUUAUCUGUAAACCUAUGUUGCAAUUUGUUGUUCAUAUGUGUAAACAUGGUGUGUGGCUGCUAUGUUAGGAUUAUAUACAUUAUAAACUCUGGUUACGUCGGUUUUGUGCUCCAAAAAUAGGUUAACCAGACUGACAUACUUGUAAAUAAGUGUAUGGAAUUGUCAAACCGUGAGGAAAUGACAAAACGUUUAUACAGAAGCCGUGAAUGUUUCUUCAUACAAAACCUUUUGUCAACCCUGAAGGCCAAAUUUGUUUAAGUUUCUCAUAUGAUAGAUUAUUUAGAUUUUCACUCCACUCCCUUCCAUUUGUUGUGGUAAAUAAGUCCCCGAAAUAACUAUUUUUGUAAGUUUAACACUGAUGGUGACUUCACUAGUUUUACCAAACGCACCCUAUCUUAAGGUGCUCGGUUACGCAUUCUUAUAGAAUCACGAGUGAGUGCGUUGUACUACUCAUCAAUCAUAACUAUUAGAUGACCUUAGACCAAACGCUUAUCGACAUGUUUCAACUUUCCAAAUAUAAUUUCAAACUCAUCCAUUCCUGACUUCUGACUUGACUAGGUUGGUAGCCUUCGAUCAUAAAAGUAUUAUGGGUGAUGUGUUAAAUCCUGAAUAUCCGUUACAUUUUUAGCAAUGAGAUCGGCGUGAUCUGGUUUGCCGAAAAACGGACUCUGUUCCUUGUGGUGACGUAAGAUAUAUUUUCUUUGGGCAUAUUAUGAUACUAUUUGUGCGUACUAAGAAUUCUUCGUCCAUUUAUAUAUCUCACCUCCAAAAUGACGCUAAAGACACCCAAACUGUUUCAGAAUAAAACAUAGGUAGCAUUUUUCAUCCUAUGUUACUCUGAACUGAUAAUAUCGAAGCCUAUUUCUGCAACACCGAAUGCGGUGUCACGUGUGCAUGGUUCUUCGAAGGAGUGAAGAAACUACCGCACGAUUUUAACAGGUACGUUUACUAGUGAUAGUUUCGGGCCUCACGACAUCUCAACAAAGGCUAUCUCUGACGGGGAAACUCAUCCGCGACUGCAUUGUUUGCCGUCACAUACUUAAAGCGGACUA